Molecule: messenger RNA, 1683 nt
Organism: Anopheles maculipalpis
Lineage: Eukaryota; Metazoa; Arthropoda; Insecta; Diptera; Culicidae
Product: venom carboxylesterase-6-like
Exons: 2
Coding region: 1-1683 (560 amino acids)
Source: RefSeq, a predicted model, not a curated record
AUGUUUCUAGCACUUGCUUUGAUUAUCGCCUAUCUAACUACCGAAAUCGCUGGUACGGCUACGCUAGUGCACAUAAAAAAUGGACCAAUAUUAGGUGAAAAGCGUGGAGAAUAUUACGCCUUUGAAGGGAUUCCGUAUGCAAAGCCUCCGCUCGGUAAGUUACGCUUCGCCUCAUCAGAGCUGAAUGAUGAGCGCUGGAACGAACCGCGGAACAGUACAAAAAGAGGCCCAAUAUGCCUGCAGUGGAAUCAUCUAAAUCCUAACAAAGAUAAGCUGGAGGGAGUUGAGGAUUGUCUCUUCCUGAACGUGUACACAAGAUCGAUCGAUCCAACGGCCCAGUUACCAACGAUUGCAUUCAUACAUGGCGGUGCAUUUAUGUUCGGAACGGGAAAUUUCUACGAACCCGACCAUAUCAUGCGUGGACAGAUGAUACUGGUUACCCUUAACUAUCGGCUUGGACCGCUCGGAUUUCUUAGCACCGAGGAUGACGUGAUACCUGGCAACUAUGGACUGAAAGAUCAGGUGACUGCUUUACGCUGGAUUCGUGAAAACAUUCAAGCUUUCGGAGGUGAUCCUAAAACAGUCAGCUUGGUGGGUUAUUCGGCUGGUUCUGCUAGCGUGCAUCUCCAUUACCUAUCACCUCUAUCGAGAGGAUUAUUCAGUUCAGGUAUUGGACACAGCGGUUCCGCACUCAGCCCUUGGGUGAUUGCCGAGCGAUCGAUAGAAAAGGCGGUAAGAAUCGGAGCAGUUUUAGGUUGCCCCACAAGAAAAACACAAGCUCUGCUAGACUGUCUGCGAAAGCUUCCAGCAGAGGACAUUGUGGAGCAAGUGUCAAACUUUCUCGACUUCCUGUACAAUCCCUUCUCACCGUUCGGUGUAGUUGUGGAAAAGGAGGGUCCUCUAAAUCCACAUCCUUUCCUUACGGAAACGCCACGAUCGCUAAUGAAGAGUGGAAAGAUCACCAAGGUGCCACUGAUCAUGUCCGUUACACAAGCGGAAGGUCUCUAUCCGGGAGCAGAGUUUAUAAGCAAUCCAAACUAUUUGCAAGAGAUCGAUUCCCGUUGGAAUGAACUUUUACCAAGCAUUCUUGACUACAAGACAGCUGUUACAGAUCCUAAGGAGCGUGAUCGUCUUUCGGAAACGAUUCGGAAUCACUAUUUCAAGCCAGACGAACGAUUAACGUUGGAAAACUUUAAUGUACUCAUACAGAUCAUUUCCAACCGUCUCUACUUUGCAGGAGUUACCGAAACGGCAAAACUGAUACAUCCUUUCACCAAUUUAUACCUUUACUACGAUCUCUACAAAGCUGUGUACGGUGUUGGGGAGGCUCUAUCCCAUCACGAUGAACCUGGGCUACUGGGUGUUGCCCAUGGUGAUGAUGUCCUGCUAAUAUUUCCAAGCGUUCUGCGGGACGAAAUCCCUUACACGGAGGAGGAAAUGAUGGUGGUCGAUAGAUUUGUAGCCCUGUACGAAUCAUUUGCCAAAGGGGAUAAACCAAGGUUUGGUUCUUAUGAGCUUCCGUUACAACACUCUGACGAUGAAGUGGUGUUUCUAAGCCUCAACUAUCCACAAAGUGAAAUUGUGCGUGCCAAGGGAAUGAGUGAUGAAAUGUUUUGGAAUACACUGAAUUUCAACGAUGGACCCUACGCAUCAACAAAUGAACAAAUUCAUACAGAGCUGUAG